CGUUCGCUUCUUCAUUGUAUUAUACCGUGUUUCCCCCAAAACAAAGCACGGUCGCGUGUUCGCUGGUGAAAAAUCGAAAAUAAACUUGUAAUUUUUGAUCGAAUUGUUUGUGAAACUAGUGGAGUGUAUUUUGAACAAUGGAUUACGACGAAUUGACAGUGGUCGAAGAGCAGAAUCAGUCGGAGCGCAAGGAAAGCGGUAAGCGGGGACGUAAGCCAGGCCGCAAAGCUUCAGCGGAAAGGAUCGAUAUGAAGGCAAAGCUAGAACGCAGCAGACAGAGUGCACGGGAAUGCAGGGCGCGUAAGAAGCUGCGCUAUCAGUACUUGGAGGAAUUGGUGAGCGAUCGUGAGAAGGCCGUAUAUGAAUUGCGUCGCGAACUGGAGAAGUUGCACUACUGGGCACUGGAGGUCAACGCAGGUCGUUUUCCCGAAGGUGUGCAGGAGCUGCUGGAGGAGCUGGGCGCUCUCAAGCAGGAGUGAGCGCACACACUCAUCCCAACAGAGAAAAGGCUUGUCUAUGCAUUGUUCAGAUUUGUUCCUGUGUUUAUAUUUGGUUUGUCCAUAUACAUAAUAAGUUUGUAAAGGUAUUUAUUUGGUUUGGUUAGGCAUACAUUUAUUUUAAUGUUGGAAUUGAAUAAGUUUUUUACUAUGUUACUGUUAAGUUGACGAAUAUUGCUAGUUUUUUUUCGCUUUUUCGUAAAAAUUUUUUUUCACUAAAAAAAUUGAUAAAAAAAUCAAAAAACAUUGUAAAACAUAAACAUAAUAUGCAAAAAAAUCUAACAUUUCACUUAAACGUUAAUCGUUACCUCAAGUAUUGGUAAAAUUCAGUACAACCAAUUAUAGAUUACCAAAUGUCCUGAAAUAACAAAUUGAUGUACAUAUAUCUUUUGGUCAUCAUAUAAGACAGUGAAUGAUUUGUGGAUUGCAAUUAACGAGUGUAAGAGAGAGUUUAUGUACAUAAUGGUACAUAAGAAAGUGAAAUGAUACGUACCACUGGUUAUGCAAGGAUUUAUAUAUUAUAUAUGAACUGAGUGGUGUGCAUCAGUAAUCCGCAACUGUUGGAAGAAUAUUAACCAAAAAUAACUAUUUUUGUAAUACAGGUUUUCAAUCUACAAAUAUAAAUAGUGCGCAUAAUAAUACGUCUGAUAAAAUAGUAUUAAAAGUUUGUCCACA
Toxorhynchites rutilus septentrionalis is the source of this 1172-nucleotide messenger RNA. RefSeq names its product REPTOR-binding partner (gene REPTOR-BP). The transcript has 3 exons. Gene Ontology annotation, molecular function: DNA-binding transcription factor activity. The coding region runs from base 138 to 479 and encodes 113 amino acids. Gene Ontology annotation, cellular component: nucleus. The record is from RefSeq and is a predicted model, not a curated record. NCBI's taxonomy places the organism in Eukaryota, Metazoa, Arthropoda, Insecta, Diptera, Culicidae. Gene Ontology annotation, biological process: regulation of DNA-templated transcription.